Messenger RNA from Drosophila nasuta, 2797 nucleotides. RefSeq names its product phosphatidylinositol 4-phosphate 5-kinase-like. The transcript is spliced from 2 exons. Lineage: Eukaryota; Metazoa; Arthropoda; Insecta; Diptera; Drosophilidae. Gene Ontology annotation, molecular function: zinc ion binding; nucleic acid binding. The record is from RefSeq and is a predicted model, not a curated record. The coding region runs from base 85 to 2238 and encodes 717 amino acids.
GUUUACAAGCGUGUGUCCGACAUACAUUUACGAAUACAUAAAAAAUCGUGAACAUUGAGAAACAUUCUGGUGAAAUACGAAAAAAUGUCGCGACUUGGUGAAUUUGAAGAGGUAUGCAAAAAUUUGCGAAUUGCAAAAAGGAAGAAUAUUAGUUUGCUGCAUAAAUUUGUGUUUGAAAGUGAAGGUGAUCGUACAAAUCGUGAACGCUUACGUGAAUUUAAAGGAUUUGAAUAUGAUGAAACUAGCCAAGAAUACAAGGAGAAAAUAAAUUUCGUUGCUGCAAAUCUAACAGACGGUGAUCUUGUUAUAAUCUGCCAUUUGCUUGACAUACGUCAUAAUGUGAACGAUUUAGCAAAUCACAUAUUCUCGAAAUUGCGAAGGGGACAACUGCUUGAUGCCGAUGAUGAACAAGAAGAAGAAGAUGACGACGAUGAUGAUUUUGACGCUAACGAUGUAGCUGAUGAAUUAAACGAAGUGCACAUAGACGAUGUGAACAACGUUAACGACGAAAGUGUGAGUCUGGCAGGUAGUGACGAGAGAUAUAGAACAGCAGAAAUACCGAGUGCUCGUGAAAGAGAAAAUAGAAGCAAACCAAAUACAGCUAAUUCGACAGUAAUGGAGAGAAAUAUUGAGUUCGCUGCCGUAGGCAAUGGGAACGUGCCAAAAUUCGCUCUUAAUUUUCGAGAUAUCGAGGAUUCAAUCCGUUUAUUUAGUGGCGAUGAUACAUUAUCAAUCGAAGUGUGGAUUAAUGAUUUUGAAGAUAUGGCUUCUAUAAUGCAGUGGGACAGCUUACAUAAGUUUAUAUUUGCAAAACGAUCGCUUAGAGGUUUGGCUCGUAUGUUUGUAUCAAGUGAGCGUGGCAUAUCAACGUGGCAAGCAUUAAAACAAGCACUUCUUAGUGAAUUCAAAAAGACAACGAAUAGUGCAGAACUUCACAAACAGAUGAGUGAAAGAAAAAUGAAACGAAGUGAAAGUGUCUUAGAGUACUUACUGAUAAUGAAGGAACUAGCAACGCGCGGAAAUAUAGAUGAUGAAGCUAUUAUGCAAUACGUGAUAGAUGGUAUAAGUGAUCGAAGUGUUAAUAAAUCUAUAUUAUAUAAUGCUCGAGAUAUCAAAGAGUUCAAAGAAAAACUAAAAGCGUACGAAAAAAUGAAGGGAAAAGUGAACUAUGUGAAAAACGAUGAUUAUUCAAAAAAUACAAAUAAAAAAGAACAGUGGAGUGACGCAAAGGAAAAAUAUGACGACAAAGAUAAUAAUAAAAACGCUAUAAAAUGCUAUAAUUGUGGCGGCAAGGGACAUGUUUCCGAGAAUUGCGAUCAUAAGAGUAAAGGCAAGAGAUGCUUUAGUUGCAAAAGCUUUGGUCACAUUUCGAAAGAUUGUCAAAAUAAUAAUAACAAAGCCGAAAGUGAGAGUAAACCUAAUAUGCGAAAAAUUGUGGACGAAGAUUCAGUGAUGUACAAACGAGUGAAAGUUCAAGAUAAGAAUUUCGUAGCCUUCUUUGAUUCGGGAAGCAAGUACAAUAUCAUGAAUGACGUUUCGUACAAAAGUUUGAACAGUUCAGUCUUAAAUAAAGUGAAUAUUUAUUUAACGGGUUUCGGUUCUAAAAAUAAAAUAAAACCAAUCGGAUCGUUUAAAGAGAAACUAUUUAUUGACGGUGAAGAAUAUGAGACAGAAUUUCUGGUGGUUACCGCAGAAAUACUUCCCAACGAAAUAGUUUUAGGUGAAACUUUUGCUAAAAAUGCCGAAAUAAUUAUAAAACCGGAUGGUUUAACAGUUCGCAAAGUCAAGAGUGAGUGUAAUAACUCCAAUAACAAUCAAAACCAAAAUUAUGACUCUACAAAUGAAAUAGACAUGAUGAUGAAAAUAGAAAUUGACAGUGCUGAGAGUAAUAUGAUUGAUAUCGAUGAAAAAUCUAGUAAAACCUCAAUUGACUAUGUGAGUAAACUCAUCAAAAACUACAAGCCGGAGUGUACAAAGUCGACAAACGUUGAAAUGAAAAUAGUGGUAAAUGAUGAGACUCCGAUAUAUUCAAGGCCGCGCAGAUUUCCUUUCACAGAACGCUGCAUAAUCGAUGAUCAAGUAGAGCAGUGGUUGCAAAGUGGUAUAGUCGAGCAUUCUGACUCACAGUACUGUAGUCCCGUGGUACUUGUAAAAAAACGUGAUGGUACCCCACGGUUAUGCAUCGAUUAUAGACGGUUAAACAAGAUUGCAGGAAGCCAGUUACUUCAGCACUAUUGACCUUAAAAUGGCUUCUUUCAUGUCGAUGUUAACCAAGACAGCCGAAAAUAUACAUCAUUUGUAACACACAGCGGUCAGUAUCAGUUCCGCAAAGUGCCGUUUGGAUUGAGCAAUUCACCUGGUGUCUUUCAAAGACAUGUAAAUGCCAUAUUUCGAGAUUUGACGCGUAAAGGCAUUGCUUUACCUUAUGUGGAUGAUAUAAUUAUACCAGCGAAAACUGAAGAAGAAGCUGUGAAAAAUCUUUCAAUCGUGUUCCAACGUUGCCAAGAGUAUGGACUAAAUAUAAAUUUCAAAAAAUGUAGUUUCCUGAAGACAAAAAUACAAUUCUUAGGACAUAUUAUAGAGAACAAUAAAAUAAAAAUAUCUGAUGAGAAGACAUGCGCCGUUACAAAAUUCCCAAUUCCAGUGAACCAAAAACAACUCCAAAGUUUUUUGGGCUUAGUAGGAUAUUUUCGAAAGUUUAUUCCAAUGUUCUCAAUCAUUGCAAAACCGUUGACCGAUUUAUUGAAGAAAGAUGCCAAAUUUUCAAUUGACAAUAGAGCGCUGAGUGCGAUUAACA